This is a messenger RNA of Oncorhynchus nerka (sockeye salmon), 5964 nucleotides long. RefSeq names its product G-protein coupled receptor family C group 6 member A-like. Gene Ontology annotation, cellular component: plasma membrane. The record is from RefSeq and is a predicted model, not a curated record. Lineage: Eukaryota; Metazoa; Chordata; Actinopteri; Salmoniformes; Salmonidae. Gene Ontology annotation, molecular function: G protein-coupled receptor activity. Bases 116 to 2893 code for a protein of 925 amino acids. Gene Ontology annotation, biological process: G protein-coupled receptor signaling pathway. The transcript has 8 exons.
AGGGAGUGAGAGAGACUGACAGACAGACACAGUCGGGGAGGGAGCGGGAGUGUGUGAGAGAAACUGCAAGGAGAGACACCAAAAUUGAGAAUUGGACAGUACCAACAGAGAGGUGAUGGAACCCAUUGGUGAUGUUCUCCACCUGUUAGUCAUCCUGUCCUUGUUGGAGAAGGGCAAUGCCAAAGUGGGACACUUCAAAGCAGCAGGAGCCACAGCACCAGGAGAUAUCAUCAUUGGAGGGCUGUUUCCCAUCCAUGAGGGAGUAGAGGAAUCCCCCAACAUCUCAGCACCCCAUGAACCACAUUGUGUCAGGUUCAACAUGGUCGGGUUCACCCAGGCAUUGGCUAUGAUCCACGCUGUAGAGUCGGCCAACAGAUCCCCUGUCCUGACUACACUAGGGAUCUCUCUGGGGUACCGUAUCCACGACUCCUGCUCUGAUGUCACCACCGCUCUGAGGGCCUCAGCUGACUUCACACAGGAGCCAAACACAGGAGCCAACACCUCCACCUGUUCCCCACCCAUCAUGGCCGUCAUUGGGGCCUCUUCCUCUGAGAUUUCCAUCGCUGUUGCCCGGCAACUCAACCUGGAGCUCAUUCCUCAGAUCAGUUACGCCUCCACUGCCAUCAUCCUGAGUGACAAGAUCCGUUUUCCUGCAUUCCUGAGGACCGUACCUAGCGACCUGUACCAGACACGGGCCAUGGUCCAGUUGCUUAGCGACAGCAAAUGGACCUGGGUCGGCGUGGUCACAACGGAUGGAGACUACGGCCGCUCUGCCCUGGACAGCUUCGUCUCCCAGGCAACCGCCUCAGGGAUUUGUGUGGCCUUCAAAGAGAUCCUCCCUAACUCGCUAACCAGUCCUGACGGCGAAUCAGCAUUCAGACAAGCCGCUGCCACCCUCCUCGGGAACCCCAAUGUCAAGGUGGUGGUAUCGUUCGCCAGGCCUAUUCACAUGAUGUACCUGUACCAGGAGUUGAGGGUUUGGGGGUCGCUUCUGGGGGAGAAGGUGUGGGUGGCCAGUGAUAGCUGGUCCUCGUCCAAAGAGGUCCUGGGAGAGAUGGACCUCCUAGAUAUCGGCCAUGUGGUUGGCUUCUCCUUCAAAAGAGGCAACCUGGCUCCUUUCCAUCGCUACCUGAUGAAUCUGAUUAACAUCAAUGAUGUCAUAGGAAACAACUCCUUCCUAAAGGAGUUCUACUCACUGCUAAACGAGUCGGGAGAUCCCGGGUUUGGGUCCUCCUUCACAGUCCCAGCAGAGAUCCUGCUAAACAACAGCGAUGCAAAAGUGGUCUUCAGUGUGGAGAUGGCUGUCAGUGCCAUCGCCCAUGCAGUGGCUGAUAUCUGCAGCAAAAAGGACUGCAAGACACCAGGCACGGUCCAACCCUGGGAGGUGCUUGAAACCCUGAGGGGCAGUCGCUUUGAGCUGGAGGGGAAAAACUACAGUUUUGACCAGAAAGGAGAUAUCAACCUGGGCUAUGAUGUAACCUUGUGGAGGUCUGUGAGAGGGGUCAUCAACAUCCAUGACGUUGUAGCUGUGUACCAUCCAAUCAACAACAGCUUCUGCUAUACCAGCGGAAACACCAACAAUCUCACUGACCUGAGGGAUGUGGUGUCUGUGUGCUCGCCUAGCUGUGAACCUGGGAAGUUCAAGAAGUUUGCUCAGGGUCAGCACACCUGCUGCUAUGAAUGCAUCAACUGCACUGAGAACCACUACUCCAACAACACUGACAUGCACCAGUGUCUCUCUUGUGACACAAAGAGAGAGUGGUCCCUGGAAGGGAGCUCUGGGUGUACCCAUAAGACCCUGGAGUUCUUCUCCUGGCAGGAUGGCUUUGCGGAGGUGCUGCUGGCGCUGGCGGCCCUGGGCAUCAUCCUGGUUCUCUUGGUGGGGGCUCUCUUCCUACACCACCACCAGACCCCCGUUGUGAGGGCUGCCGGGGGGCCUCUCUCCCAGAUCAUCCUGCUCUCUCUAGUGGGAAGUUUUGUUAGUGCUGUGUUCUUUGUAGGUCAUCCCAGCAGCCUACAGUGUAAGGUGCGUCAGGUGCUGUUUGGCCUCAGCUUCACCCUGUGUGUUUCCUGCAUCUUGGUCAAGUCCCUGAAGAUCCUGCUGGCCUUCCAGCUCAACCCUGACCUGAAGGACGUUCUCCGCCACCUCUACCAACCCUAUGCCAUCAUCUGUCUUUCCGUGGCCCUACAGGUCCUCACCUGCACCCUGUGGCUGGUCCUGCAGAGCCCCCGGGAGAAGGCCACGGUCUUCACCACAACUGUGUUGGCCGAGUGUGACGAAGGCUCCCAAGUGGCGUUUGGUGUGAUGCUGUGCUACAUCGCUGUCCUGGCGCUCGUAUGUUUUGCCUGCGCGUUUAAAGGCCGAAAGCUGCCACAGAAGUACAACGAGGCCAGGUUCAUCACCUUCAGCAUGCUCCUCUACCUGAUGUCCUGGCUGAUAUUUGUGCCCGUCUAUGUGACCACCUCUGGGAAGUACCUGCCAGCAGUGGAGAUGGUGGUCAUCCUCAUCUCCAACUAUGGCAUCCUCAGCUGUCAUUUCUUUCCCAAGUGCUACGUCAUCCUCUUCAAGAAGGAGCACAACACCAAGAGUGCCUUCAUGAAGAACAUCUAUGAGUAUUCCAGAAAGGGCAUUACUGUCUCUAGCUCUGUCUCUGAGACUUCAGUCUCUCAGACAGAAGGGUAUCGCAUCAGUCACCCUUACACCAUCAGUUCACCUUCCUUCUUCAUGUCUCCUCCACCAAUAGAACCCACAGCACCUCAGAACUGCUGGUCCGUUGACCAGAACAUUCAGAGCAUUGACCCUGCAACCCAUUGCACCGUAGUAGACCAUGGAGUGUUUGUCACAGGUCAGCUGACUCGACCACACCGUCUGAGGAGAAGCAUGAGCCUAUGAGUGGAGUGGACCAGUGUCUGGAUCUUUUACAUCUUACAGUACAUCACACAGUGUGUCUCUGUGAUCCUAUCUUUGGUUUGACUGUUCCCAUUUUGCUUAGUCUACUGGUAUGUUUUUUGCCCAAAUGGGUUGUUGACUUUUACAUUCAAGGCAAUUUAGGUAACACUUUAUUUGACACUGAUAUAGACAUGAUAAACAGGCAUAAAUUCUGUCAUACAGUGUCAUGUUUAUCCAGGGGUGCAACUCUGGUUUUAGAAAUGGUGGGGACAUAAUUUACACUACCGUAAGGACAUCAAAUUUAUGAAAUAAAACAUGGAAUCAUGUAGUAACCCAGAAAGUGUCAAACAAAUCAAAAUAUAUUUUAUAUUUGAGAUUCUUCAAAUAGCCACCCUUUUCAUUGAUGACAGCUUUGCACACUCUUGGCAUUCUCCCAACCAGCUUCAUGAGGUAGUCACCCGGAAUGCAAUUCAAUUAACAGGUGUGCUUUCUUAAAAGUUCAUUUGUGGAAUUUCUUUCCUUCUUAAUGCGUUUGAGCCAAUCAGUUGUGUUGUGACAAGGCAAGUUGGGUAUACAGAAUAUACCCUAUUUGGUAAAAUACCAAGUCCAUAUUAUGACAAGAACAGCUUAAAUAAGCAAAGAGAAACAACAGUCCAUCAUUACAUUAAGACAUGAAAGUCAGUCAAUAUGGAACAUUUGAAGAGCUUUGAAAGUAUCUUCAAGUACAGUCGCAAAAACUAUCAAGCAAUAUGAUGAAUCUGGCUCUCAUGAGGACUGCCACAGGAAUGGAAGACCCAGAGUUACCUCUGCUGCACACGAUAAGUUCAUUAGAGUUACCAGCCUCAGAAAUUGCUUCACACAGUUCAAGUAACAGACACAUCUCAACAUCAACUGUUAAGAGGAGACUGUGAAUCAGGCCUUCAUGGUCGAAUUGGUGCAAAGAAACCACUACCAAAGGACACCAAUAAGAAGAAGAGACUUGCAUGGGCCAAGAAACACACGCAACAGACAUUACCGGUGGAAAUUUGUUCUUUGGUCUGGAGUACAAAUCUGAGAUUUUUGGUUCCAACCGUAGUGUCUUUGUGAGACGCGGUGUGAGUGAACAGAUGAUCUCUGCAUGUGUUUUUCCCACUUUAAAGCAUGGAGGAGGAGGUGUUAUGGUGUGGGGCUGCUUUGCUGGUGACAUUGUCUGUGAUUUAUUUAGAAUUCAAGGCACACUUAACCAGCAUGGCUACCACAGCAUUCUGCAGCAAUACGCCGUCCCACCUGGGAUGGGCUUAGUGGGACUAUAAUUUGUUUUUCAACAGGACAAUGACCCAACACACCUACAGGAUGUGUAAGGGCUAUUUGACCAAGAAGGAGAGUGAUGGAGUGCUGCAUCAGAUGACCUGGCCUCCACAAUCCACGACUUUAACCAAACUGAGAUGGUUUGGGAUGGAAAAGCAGCCAAUGUGGGAACUCCUUCAAGACUGUUGAAAAAGCAUUCCAUGUGAAUCUGGUUGAGGGAAUACCAAGCGUGUACAUAGCUGUCAUCAAGGCAAAGGGUGGCUAUUUGAAUCAUCUCAAAUAUAAAAUAUAUUUUGAUUUGUUUAAGACUUUUUGGGUUACUACCUGAUUCCAUAUGUGUUAUUUCAUAGUUAUGAUGUCUUCGCUAUUAUUAUACAAUGUAGAAAAUAGUCAAAUAAAGAAAAACCCUUGAAUGAGUAAGUGUUCUACAAACUUUUGAUGGGUAUUGUAUUCCUGUCUGUGCUAGAAAAACAGUCCUGUAGCUUAGCGUCUGAGUCAUCUGACGACUACCGUAUUGAGUGAGUCACUGGUACUUCCUGCUUUAGUUUUGCUUGUAAGCAGGAAUCAGGAGGAUAGAGUUCUGGUCAGAUUUGCCAAAUGGAGGGCGAGGGAGAGCUUUGUAUACGUCUCUGUGUGUUGAUGCAAACCGCAUGCAAACCUGCAUGCAAACCGACAGACAUUCAAAGAUUCACACAGAUACAACAAUUCACAAAGAUACAUCACAAGCCAAUGCAUUUGAAUAAGAAAUAGUAAUCAUGUGUAUGUACCAUAUGCAUUUACAUUCAGAGGUACAAGGUAAAAACAAUUUACUCAUUGUCAAAUGUUGGAUGAGAGGGUUGGUUUAGCAUGGAUAAUAGCAGAUCAUUGCGGUCAGUCUGCUAGCGUUAGAUGCUAACAGCCUCUGGCAAAUCUUCUGUCAUGUAGUUUCUUCUACUCUGAGAAUUCCCCAUUCUGAACCUGCCUGUCUGGUUAUGACACAAUAACACCAUGAGGAGAGAGACAGUGAGAGGGAGAGAGAGAAAAGGGAUGGAGAAAGAGAGCAAGAGAAGGAGAGAAAGAAAGAGAGUUGGUAGGGUACAGAAAGGGUAACAGGUGUCCCUGGGGAUAGUGUAUUGUGGUAACCUUGAGGUUAGAGGCAGCAUCAAAAUGAAACCAUGAUGUCUCUGUCAAGAAUAUCUUUAUCAAUAAUGUUUGUCCUAAUCAAUUCAGAUGAUACCCUCACUAAGUACAUGACAGCUAAAUAUUAGUCAGAAAGAGUUCCACAGAAACUCAGCUUACACCAUUCUCACACUUCGAACCCAUCUCAAUUCCGGUUAACUAACAUUGGACAAAUACUACACCGAAACAGGAUGUGGAUGGAAUUCUUCUCUUAGAAUGCAUAGUCACUGACACUGAGGAAAUAAUCACCCUUGAGCAGGAAGUGCUAGCUUUAACUGGGAGUGUUUAUACUUUACUAUUCUAUGACAGCAAUCCUAAUUCUGGAUUGCUAAUCAACUUGUUAGUGAGAAAAGGUGACAAUGUGUUAUGAAUAGGGAUAGUUUUUUUUGUGUGUGAAUCACAACAGUUAGAACAGCAAGGCAAAAUAUGCAAGCUCUGUAGACCUGCUAUCAUGAUGUGAACAAAAAUAUGCUUCCACUGUCACACAUAAAAAUGCAAUAAACAACACAGUUUCCUUUGAUGGGACAAAUUCAGAGACGCGGUAUAGUUCUCGUUGUUGUUUUACAGUGGUUGUCUACAGUCCUGUGACGUAUGACACUCUCAUGUAGACUCCUACCAGUUACUUCUCG